Molecule: messenger RNA, 228 nt
Organism: Gongylonema pulchrum
Lineage: Eukaryota; Metazoa; Nematoda; Chromadorea; Rhabditida; Gongylonematidae
Source: the annotation of a GenBank genome assembly
AUGAUCUUCCCGUACACGACGCUACUACCCACUGUUACCGAGAAAUUGUUGAAUCAUGCAAUACCAUACAAUCCGGGUGGACUAACACAGAUGGAGCAGCGACUCGGAUGCAGUUUUGACCUGAAUCUUUAUGCGGCACAGAAGAGGAAACAGAAUCCAUUGGUAAGCUUGUGCUUAUCAUAUUGGUUUCCAAACACUGCUGGGCUUUCAGGUCUGUCAAACGAAUAG